AUGAUCCAUCUAACACCUGUACAUGAGCUUGGAGUAUCAGACAGUGCCUAUUCUAUCAGUAAUCAUCAUGCAUUGAUCAAAACAAUUCAUGAGCCAGAUCGGCAGGUGACGAUGAAAGAUGUGUCGGAUUUCGUAACGAAAGUCGAAAGAGAGUGGGAAAUGCUGACUGUACAGGAUGUGGUAUGGAAUCAUGCCGCGAAAAAUGCACAGUGGUUGCUGGUGAGUUUACAGAUACAGAGACAAAUACCUCGACUUCAAUAUAAAGAAAAUUCUUGCUAAAA
Cylicostephanus goldi is the source of this 281-nucleotide messenger RNA. The record is from the annotation of a GenBank genome assembly. Lineage: Eukaryota; Metazoa; Nematoda; Chromadorea; Rhabditida; Strongylidae.